AUGGAUAAUACAAAAUUUCAUAAAAUGGGAAUAAUAAAAAGCAAAUCAAAAAUCCCUAGCCCGAUUCAUGGAAACAUUUUGCUUUUUACAGGGAUAAAAGAGCUUGAUGAUAUAUAUAAAGAAUUAGAAAAGCCAGUUUCAAAAGUCAAUAAAUUUAAAGCAAAUUUUGAUGGAAUUAUUACUAAUUUAAUCCGAGAACUAGGAGCUGAAAUUCAUUGAGAAAUUAAUUUAGAUUUGCAAGAAAUCUUUAGGAUGGUUUUGGUAGUUUUAUCAGCAAAUUGUGCAGGAAAAUUAAAUGAAAUUAAUUUAUAUAUAUUUACCAUUAAAUAACCUAAAAGAAACAAUUUGUUUAUAAUUAUAUUUAUAAUGGCCAUUGGCAAAAUAUUCUUGUUUUAAAGGCAUAAAUUUUACUUCAGAAAAUCCUUAUAUAUUAUUUGAUACCCCAAAACUUAACAGAAAAAGCAGAAAAUUAAUGGCUAUUUAUUAUGAAUUAAUGAAUUUUUUAAUAGAGACUCCUAGAAAGCUUGAAGAUAUAAAAAAAACAAUAAAAAAAUGAGUAAAACGAGAAGAAGAUUUCCCCAAAAAAAUUGCUGAGCUCACUGAAGACUUAGAUUUCAGUUCCCAAGAUAAAAUUACUGCUGUUUUAAAUAUGGAUAAAAAUCAUGAAAUUAUAAGUAAAUCGCCGGAACUGCUUGAUGAAUUUUUUGAUGCGAUAGAAUUAGUGAAAUAUUCUAUAAAUGAAAUUAUUAAAGAAUUUCAAAAACCCUUAUGUUCAGGGAAAAUUAUAUAGUGGUGAUGAAAUAUGUCCUUGAGGAAACCCAGCACUUUGGCGCCAAAUUCGCUUUAUAGCCUGCAGGUCUUUAAUCUAACUAUUAGCUUGCCUAGAGCUGCCUUAUGGGUGUUAGACUUUGGGAGCAAACUGGUGGCGAAUCCAGUCCAGUUAUUAUUAUCCAGAUAGGUUUUAGAGCAUGCUUCUUUUUCCUGUCGUGGCUCUUUUUUCCUAGGAGUCACCUCCCUUCAAGGUGGCCGACAGUAGGCAUAAGGUUAGCCGGCGCCUUUAUAGCACCCAAAUGAUGUGGAGCAAGAGGAGUCUUUCUAACCAGUUGAGAAUCAGAGAUAUCGGUGCAAGCCCCAGGCCCCAUAGAAGACUGCUAUUGAGACAGUGCUUAGACGAAUGAGUCCUUCCUUCAAGCAGGUUCCAGCAGCCGAAAGCGUAUGAGAGAUAAAACCUGGAUGGCUUUAGGCCUUUAUGUUAAGCUAAGUUUAUAUUCAGAAAGAUUGGUUAGUCGAGGAAUUCAAGCUCACGCCAAGCGAAUAAAAAGCCCAAAAGAAUUAGUAAGACUAUUUUGACCUUUAAUUAAUGAAGAAACAGAUGAUUAG
Blepharisma stoltei is the source of this 1380-nucleotide messenger RNA. The record is from the annotation of a GenBank genome assembly. NCBI's taxonomy places the organism in Eukaryota, Ciliophora, Heterotrichea, Heterotrichida, Blepharismidae.